Sporothrix brasiliensis 5110 is the source of this 1224-nucleotide messenger RNA. RefSeq names its product omega-6 fatty acid desaturase (delta-12 desaturase). Gene Ontology annotation, molecular function: oxidoreductase activity, acting on paired donors, with oxidation of a pair of donors resulting in the reduction of molecular oxygen to two molecules of water. The record is from RefSeq and is a predicted model, not a curated record. Gene Ontology annotation, biological process: lipid metabolic process. The transcript has a single exon. NCBI's taxonomy places the organism in Eukaryota, Fungi, Ascomycota, Sordariomycetes, Ophiostomatales, Ophiostomataceae. Bases 1 to 1224 code for a protein of 407 amino acids.
AUGUCGGUUGUUUCGUCCUCCGUGUCUUCGAGGCAGCCUAGCCGUCGGGGCAGUCCUGCGAGAGCCCCGGUCACCAACGAGAAGACUUUUAUGGCUACCAAUGCGCCGGAGGCGUUCCCAGACAUCAAGACCAUCCGUGAUGCCAUCCCCGCGCACUGCUUCGAGUCAUCCACGGCUCACUCCAUGGCCUACGUCGUCCGCGACUACGCCAUGGCCUUCGUGCUUGGCUGGGCUGGGCUUACCUACAUCCCCAACCUUGAGAGCACACUGCUGCGCACAGCCGCCUGGAUCGCCUACGGCUACGCUCAGGGCUUGGUGCUGACGGGUAUCUGGAUUCUGGGCCAUGAGGCCGGUCACGGCGCCUUUUCACCGCACGGCCUGCUCAACGACAUCGUCGGCUGGUUGCUCCACUCGAGCUUGAUGGUGCCGUAUUUUUCAUGGAAAUUCUCGCACCACCGUCACCACCGCUUCACCGGCCACAUGGAGAAAGACAUGGUCUUUGUCCCGCGCACCACGCCUACCAGCGAGAUGAAGCCCGGCAUUGCCACGCUUUGGUUCGACCCUGAGCUUGUUGAGGACACCCCGUUGGUCCAGAUGCUGCAGCUCAUUGCCCACCAGCUUGCGGGUUGGCAGAUGUACUUGCUGUUCAACCUGUCGGCUGGUGAUGACAGUAAACAGCGUGAGGCCCCCUGGUACCGCUUAAGCCACUUCGAGCCCACCAGCGCCGUCUUCCGUCCAAGUGAGGCCUUGUUCAUUGCCCUGUCCGACAUUGGCCUGCUUCUGAUGGCCGGUAUCCUCUACAUCGGGUCCACUUAUGUUGGCUGGUCGACUGUCGUCUUCAUGUACGUCGUGCCCUACAUGUGGGUGCACCACUGGCUGAUUGCCAUCACCUACCUCCACCACAACCACCCGGAUGUCCACCACUAUGAUGCCGAGAGCUGGACCUACGUCAAGGGAGCCUUGGCCACGGUUGACCGCGACUUCGGCUGGGUCGGCCGCCAUCUCUUUCACGGCAUCAUCGACACCCAUGUCGUCCACCACCUUUUCCCUCGCAUCCCAUUCUACAAGCAGGAAGAGGCGACAGCUGCCAUUCGCCCUCUCCUGGGUAACUUCUUGCACCGCGAGACCCGGUCCUUUAUCGGCCAGUUGUGGUCCACUUGGAACACCUGCAAGUACGUCGUACCGGACCCGAACGUUCCUGGUGCCAUGAAGUGGGCCGAGUAG